AUGCCAGAGGCUCCCAGCUAUCCGGUGCCGCGGAGCCGGUGGGUCGAGAGGAGCGACAGCUGUGCGACGUGCGGGAAGAAGUUCACCUUUUUCACCUCCAAGACAAACUGCCCGUGCUGCGGCAAGCUCUGCUGCUCCGACUGCGUGCAGGCGGAGUGCGCCAUCGCAUCGGACACUGCCGCUGCGAAGGUAUGCAUUGAUUGUUUCUCCAUGCUCCAGAGCAGCCAGAGCAGCAGACAGGUGAGUGCGGAGCCUUCGCGUGAUGGGUGCAAUGUGGCCGCAACGACCCGCACUCCUGCCUGGGAGAAUGAGCAUAAGGCAUGCAACGUGUCAUUGCCCUUUAGCGAAGCCGGAAACACUGCGAACCGAGAUGGUGCGGCGGCAGUGGUGGCGGUGGGGGAAUGUUCUGCCUCUCCAAGCUUUCACGAGCAUGUGAAUGAGCUGCUAAAGAAGUCGGAGUCCUUGCGGGAGGAGAAUAGCGUGUGGCUCACAAAAGUCAGAGAGCAGAAGUUGCAGAUUGUGACCCUUCGCGAAGAGCGCGACCGUGCUCUUGUGGAAGUUGAGAAGAAGCAAAAAUAUAUCAAUGAUGUACAUGAGGAAUGGAAGGAUCUGAAGAAAAAACAUUCCGAGACGCGUGACCAACUCAAUGAAUGUCGGCGGCGUCUUGAGGCUAUGACGGUGGAGGCGAGUCAGAAAGCUGCUGGUUCAAAUACCAAUGAUGAGGCAUUUCAGGACUUGCAAGAGCGUAUCUCAAGGUACGAAAAGGAGGUUGCGAGACUCAGCAAAAUUGAACAAGGCGUCAAGCCUGAUCGAACGUCUAUUGACGGCGGCGCGCAGCUAACACGAAAACUACCUGUGUCGCUUGUGCAGGAUACAUUUCUGGAUGUCGUUGCCCCGAAGCCACGCGGCUUGCUGGGCGCUGGCGUCAGCAUUCGUGACUGGGGUUUUGACACCUUUGCGUUGGCGUCACGUGUUCCCUCCGUUCUGCAGACAGUGGCUGCAGAGGUCGCUGUGGCGUGGGAAUUCUUUGCCACCGAGAGCGAGGCGCAGAGCUGGGCGCGACUGGCCGCCGCAGUGGAGAACAACUACAGGCCGAACCCGUAUCACAACGCCGUGCACGCGGCAGACGUCCUGCAGGGCGUUUUUGCCCUCGUGACGGCGGCACAGCCGAUGCUGCAGCACAUGACAGAUGUAGAGCGGAAGGCUGUUGCGUUCGCGGCGAUGUCGCACGACGUUCGCCACCCGGGACGCACAAGCGCAUUUCUGGCGGCAGUGCACGAUCCAAUGUGCUACCGCUUCUGCGGUCGUGGCAUGCUCGAACAAAUGCACGCCGCGACGGCGUUCGAGAUACUUGCAGUGCCUGAGUUUGACUUCACUAGCACUAUGGAUGAUGCAUCGUUUCUGGAGUUCAAGAAUAUUGUGGCGCAGCUCAUCUUACACACAGACAUGACGCUGCACCGUGAGAGCGUGGUGCACUGGGGGACAAAGGCGGCCUCGGGUGGCUUCGACUGCACGCGCCCAGAGGACCGCGUCGACGCCCUCUCACUGCUGCUGCACGCUGCAGACAUUGGCGCCACCGCACGCGGAGUGUCAGUGGCGAAGAAGUGGCAGGUUGUGAUCGAUGAGUUUGCUGAACAGGCGGCGGACGAGCGGCGGCGUGGGCUGCCGGUGACACCCGGCUUUGAUCGACCGCAGUCCGUGGAGCGGUCGCAGAUCCUGUUCCUCGAUUUUUUUGUUAUUCCUCUCUUUGACGUGCUGCAGCAACUAUUCCCUGCUGUUCAGGAGCCGCUGCACAACCUCCGCGCACUACGUGAGGAUUACGCAGCAGCAAUAGGAGGUGUGGCGACGCCCUUUCCUUCACGUCUCGACUAUAGGAGCCCUGAUGUGAAGCUGAAGGAGAUGGAGGUUUAUGCCGUCGAAUGUCAGAAGCGUGAGGAGGAGAUUCAUCGCUACUUGGAGGAUAUGAAAGCAGCCGGUGGAAAACUAAAGAAAAAAUCGGCUGCGCUAAAAGCCAAAGAGAUUGAGUUGAAUGAGCAACUGCAGCUGCUGUUGGAACGGGAACAUCAGCAGAAGAAAGGUUUGGAAAAGGCUGAGGAAAUUGUGCACGUGGAAAAGCGUGAACUUCAGGGUAUUGUUGGUACAUCUGUUCCUCAAGAGGCAAAUGCGGCUGGAAACGCUACUCUGGAUACUUCCAUAACGCAGAGAAGUGAAGCACUAGCAGCUAGAGAGAGGAGAAUCCGUGAACGCGAAUCUGCACUUGAGGUGAGUGCGAAGGAUAUUGAGCGUCGUGAGAAGAAACUAGCCACUCUCUCAGAAAGACUAGUGAAAAUAGCGGAAAAUGUGCACGAUGAAAGGCGGCGCAUUAAGCAGUUGGAGGAGUGUGAACCCACCAUUUGGCGGCGCGCAUCCGCUGUGCAGGAGGGGGAGGAUGCUUCUGGGGCUCAAAUGCGCUUACCACUCACUCAGUGGGAGGCGGAGGAACGUCUUGCACGUAAGUACAAUGAGGUGGAUGAGCUCCUGCUGAUCGUGCGUUCUAUGCGUGUAGAUUGUGUCGCGCGGCGUGAUAACGAGUUGCGGAUGCAGCAGCUCUGCGCAACCAUGGCAGAGCGGGAAGCAGCAAUCUCGGAGGCCGUUGAGUUGUCGCGGCAGCGGCGGCGGCAGGUAGCGGAGGGCAGAGCCGCUCGCCCCUUGACGACGCAGCUGGAUCGGUUGGAGAAUGCCAUCUUCCAGCUUACAUCUGCCAUCACAUUCCUGGCGGAGUAG
This is a messenger RNA of Trypanosoma grayi, 2763 nucleotides long. Its product is annotated as putative cAMP phosphodiesterase A. The transcript has a single exon. The coding region runs from base 1 to 2763 and encodes 920 amino acids. The record is from RefSeq and is a predicted model, not a curated record. Gene Ontology annotation, biological process: signal transduction. NCBI's taxonomy places the organism in Eukaryota, Euglenozoa, Kinetoplastea, Trypanosomatida, Trypanosomatidae. Gene Ontology annotation, molecular function: 3',5'-cyclic-nucleotide phosphodiesterase activity; metal ion binding.